AACAACAUUGAGUUGUGGGCCUUGUAGCCCAAUAAAGAUACAUUAUACUCCUCCGCAGAAGCUUCAGUCUUGCACCGGCAGCACCGUCUGACUUUCCCCGUUGGCGUUCAGGGUCAUAUCGGGAAUCGCAAAAUAUGGCUGCUCCACUUCCCGUCCGGUUUGCCCCGUUUCUCCGCCUCCGUCUUCCCUUCCAUCAUCAAAACCGCCGCCCCUUCUGCAGUUUCCUUGAUCGCAUACGGUUUUGGUCUUCCACCGAGUCUGUUGAUCAUACCGGAGACGAGGGUCCAUCUUCUGCCGGAGAGAACCCGGCCGCGUCCGAAAUCCGGGUCAAAGAUCCACCUCGGCGUACUAUCCGGCCCGACCCAGAUGCCCUGAAUUGGGAAAAAAUAGAAGCUGAAAUUAUGGAAGAUGUCUACCCUGUCAUUUGCCUCGCCAAAGACAUUCUUCAUUCUGAUAGGUAUCUGGACGGACAACGUCUUACAGAUGAAGAUGAGAAGAUAGUGGUAGAGAGGCUUCUUGCUCACCACCCUCAUUCCGAAGACAAAAUUGGUGUUGGCCUCGAUUCGAUUAUGGUCGAUCAACAUCCCCAGUUCAGGCACACGAGGUGCAUGUUUGUGGUGAGAACCGACGGUGGGUGCAUCGAUUUCUCAUACCACAAGUGCCUUCAGCGGUAUGUCCGAGAUUCGUAUCCCACGCAUGCCGAAAGAUUCAUUAAAAAACAUUUGUGCAAACAUUUGAGCCGCGCUAGGUGUUGACGUUCUUGUGUGCAAGCCAUUGGGUGGUUGGUCAUAUAUGUCUUCAUUUUGUUGCAAACAAUGCUCAGGUGAGUAGAAUCCAUCGAAAUGUUUGUUUUUUUUUUGAAAAAGAAAGUGAUGGACGGAUUCAAACAAGAAACCAUGUUAAAAUGG
This is a messenger RNA of Cuscuta campestris, 908 nucleotides long. NCBI's taxonomy places the organism in Eukaryota, Viridiplantae, Streptophyta, Magnoliopsida, Solanales, Convolvulaceae. The record is from the annotation of a GenBank genome assembly.